AAAAAUUGAACAACAAUUUGGAGAAAUUGAAAUAAAUGCUGUACUAAUGUUGCUGUAAAAAUUGCCACCGCCGAGGAGGGGGAAAUCAAUGGAAGUAGGAAAAUAUACUCAGCAAUUGAAAUUAGGAAGUUUAUGAAAGUUUUGUAAAGCGCGAGGAAAACACCCAUAUCUACAAGAAAAAUACCGUAACCACCUUACCAAAAAUGGACACCUUCGACGUCAAUGACGAAAACAGCUGGUACUUCGGACCAAUGUCACGUCAGGACGCCACCGAAUUACUAAUGAAUGAACGGGAACGAGGCGUGUUCCUGGUGCGUGACAGCAAGUCCAUAGCUGGCGACUAUGUACUGUGCGUGCGGGAGGACACCAAAGUUAGCAACUACAUAAUCAAUAAAAUACACGACCAUGAGAUGACCGUCUAUCGUAUAGGCGAUCAAUCGUUUGACACCUUGCCCGAUCUCCUAACAUUCUAUACAUUGCACUAUUUGGACACUACACCACUGCGGAGACCAGCUGCCAAGAAAGUGGAACGUGUUAUUGGCAAAUUUGAUUUUGACGGCAGUGACCAGGAUGAUUUACCGUUUAGACGUGGUGAGAUUUUGACGAUUGUUAGAAAAGACGAGGACCAAUGGUGGACAGCCAAAAAUUCACUUGGCCAGAUUGGACAAAUUCCGGUGCCCUAUGUACAAAAGUACGAUGAUAGCAACGACGAUCAUCAUGUUAUGGAACGACCAUCUUCGGGAAAUUGUGGUGCCAGUGUCAACAAUAUUAUGAGACAACAGCGGGUAGCAUCUGGAGGUGAGCCAGUACCAUCCCCGCCAGCAUGCCAUCAAUUGAGCAACACGCUUAAAAAGUCCGACUUGAAUCGCAAGUUACCAGCGUACGCCCGAGUUAAGCAGGCGCGUGUACCCAAUGCCUAUGACAAGACCGCUCUCAAAUUGGAAGUGGGCGAUAUAAUUAAGGUCACAAAGACUAACAUAAACGGCCAAUGGGAGGGAGAGCUGAAAGGCAAAAAGGGACACUUCCCCUUUACACAUGUCGAAUUUAUAGAUGAUUGUGAUCCCAAAGACAAUGUCCAGGCGGCGGACGAGCACACACACACCAACAAUGAUUGGGGCGAAUAAGCCAUUGCCAUUUGUGAUCGUC
Molecule: messenger RNA, 1146 nt
Organism: Musca vetustissima
Lineage: Eukaryota; Metazoa; Arthropoda; Insecta; Diptera; Muscidae
Gene: Crk
Product: adapter molecule Crk
Exons: 2
Coding region: 204-1124 (306 amino acids)
Molecular function (GO): protein binding
Source: RefSeq, a predicted model, not a curated record